UCACUGGCACACAGAAUGACCCCCAGAAUAUCCCCUUUUUGGUGCCAAACGCCUUCGGAAAAUUUGGGGACACUGCGCGUAACCGACGCCAAAACCUCCGAAGAUUUUGUGUGGAGUCGGGUGGAGAAACCCCGUCCGGCUGUCCAUCUACCCGCCACGCCCCACCACCCCACCCAUCCAGCCUACCAGCCUGCCAGCAUGGUCUACUUGGGCACCCCGGCCUCGGCCACCAACGGCACGGCCAACAAGAACUCGAACGGCACGCCCGCCCUGGCCUUGACCCCGGCCUCGGCCGCCGCCGCCGCCUCGGCUGCCGCGGCGGGUCAUCUGUCGUCCACGGUGGACUUGUCCUCGCGGAGUCCGAGCCACAAAGACCAAGAUUCGGCCUCGGACGAUGAACGCGAAGGACGGAUUCGCGUGGGCAAAGACUAUCAGAUCAACCCCACCAACUACAUUCCAACGGAGGAUCGGAAGAUGGAACAAUGUCCGGAAAGAGCGCUUUUGGUCUGGUCGCCUGCGCCUCAAUUAUCAGCCGGAAAAUUGGAUGAGUACAUCCAAGUGGCCAAGGAGAAGUUCGGGUACAACGCCGAGCAAGCUUUGGGCAUGUUGUUCUGGCACAAGCACGAUUUGGACCGAGCUCUCCAGGAUCUGGCCAAUUUCACGCCCUUUCCCGACGAAUGGUCCGUCGAGGACAAGGUCUUGUUCGAGCAGGCGUUCCAGUUCCACGGCAAAUCGUUCCACCGGAUCCGCCAAAUGCUGCCCGACAAGACCAUUGCCCAGUUAGUCAAGUACUACUACAGCUGGAAGAAGACGCGCACCCGCACCUCUCUCAUGGAUCGGCAGGCCCGCAAACUACAGGUCAACCGUGAAUCGGCUGCGGCCGCCGCCACACCCGGAACAGACGAACCCGUGGCUGAAUCCGACAACGACGAAGACAAAGAGAGUCAGCAGAAACCGAAAUGUUUCAAUUGCGGCAUUCUUUGUCACGUCACUCAUCCGACGCCGAAAGGUCAAAUGUGCGGCACCUGUCAUCAGUACUACACUCGCACCGGCAAAGUCAGGCCCACGACGGGUCCGAUCCGGAAGGAUGGGACCAAAUCCAAGCACUCCUUGUUCAAGAACAGCAACAAACCGCCUAAAGGCAUGUACGUGAACCACGACGACCUCGUGGCCUUGGCCACUGGGCCUCAUCCUCAAGGCGAGGCCCUGUUGAAGUCCAUGGACCGAGAAAUCGUCUCCUACAAACGAAACGUGCAAAACAACAAGCAGAAUUUGUCGGUCUUGCAAAGCCGCUCUCGUGGUUACGAUGUGGCCCCGUAUAGGAUACCAUCGAAAACGAAGGCUCCUGGUGACGAUGCCGCCAGCUCUCCCACUGAUACCGCUUCCACCGCCAACAACGAUGCGCCCAUAUCACCCACUAGCACCAUCAAUGCCAAAUGGACGAAUGACGAGCUGAACCUGGGUGUACAAGGCAUUCGCACCUUGGGCAAGAAUUUAAAAGUGAUUGCCGAAAUCAUCGGAACGAAAACCGAGUCUCACGUUCGGAGCUUCUUUGUGAACUACCGGCGACGUUACAAUCUGGAUGCCGCCCUCAAGGAGUAUGAAGCCGUUAAUGGCCCUUCGCCAGCGGAUGAGGAUGAUAGCAACAGCAAUAACUCGAGCGGUUCCAAAACCGCGGACCGGGAAACCAAGGAAAGCGCCUCAGAUGCUAAAACCAAUGGAUUGGCGGUCAAUUCGGCCACUGUUAAUCCAUCGGCUACACCUGCCACCUCUAAUUAGUUGUUUGAUUUCAUCGCCAAGCGGGUGUUCCGGAGUGUAUCUUUGGUAAACAUAUACACAAGUAUAAAAAACAUACGCAGAUUAGUUGGAAGGCUCCGAACACCAAAUUAGCCCUCUUCAUUUGUCACGCCGAAUAUUUUUGGAAUCGAAAGUACUCGUACUUGAAGAGAAGAUACCAUUGUAUUCUACUUUGUCUAACAAGAAAUAAAAUAAACAUCAAAGUUGAAUAAGAA
Tigriopus californicus is the source of this 2012-nucleotide messenger RNA. Its product is annotated as REST corepressor 1-like. The transcript has 6 exons. The record is from RefSeq and is a predicted model, not a curated record. Gene Ontology annotation, cellular component: transcription regulator complex; histone deacetylase complex. Lineage: Eukaryota; Metazoa; Arthropoda; Copepoda; Harpacticoida; Harpacticidae. Gene Ontology annotation, molecular function: transcription corepressor activity. Gene Ontology annotation, biological process: regulation of transcription by RNA polymerase II; negative regulation of DNA-templated transcription. Bases 16 to 1779 code for a protein of 587 amino acids.